Messenger RNA from Lycium barbarum (goji berry), 2712 nucleotides. Its product is annotated as LRR receptor-like serine/threonine-protein kinase FEI 1. The transcript is spliced from 14 exons. NCBI's taxonomy places the organism in Eukaryota, Viridiplantae, Streptophyta, Magnoliopsida, Solanales, Solanaceae. The record is from RefSeq and is a predicted model, not a curated record. Gene Ontology annotation, biological process: protein phosphorylation. The coding region runs from base 407 to 2209 and encodes 600 amino acids. Gene Ontology annotation, molecular function: protein kinase activity; protein binding; ATP binding.
CCUACAUUCUAUUUAACAAUAACAACAACAAACUAUUUUCUUCUGUUAGAUAGAUAGAUAAAGAACUGCCAAAAAUCAACACUCUGUCAUAAGCAAACCUUAGCCUUUUCUUUUAUUUCUCUCUCUAGUGUUUUUUUUUGUAUUACUGUACUUCAUAUUCUACUUUACAGCUCAAACUUCCAUUUUCCCAUCUUUCUUUGUCUUUACUUUUUUUUUUUUGAGUUAGAGAAACGUUUAGUACUCACUUGCAGAUCGAAUCUAGCAUUUUCAUCAGGGAGUAUUUCUGAUUUUCCACUGCUGGUUUCUUGGUGUUACAUCUUGUUUACUGUAUGUCAAAGGGAAUCGCAGCGCAGGCUAGCCUGUCAGAUGUGCUUCAGUAGCCUUAUUAUGCUUGACCAACGCCAAGAUGGGCGGCUUCUUUUUGAAAAUUCAGGAGCUGUUGAUUUUAGCCGUGCUGUUGCUUUGCAUUUCCUCAGGAGUUACGCUAGCUCUCAGUCCUGAUGGUCAAGCACUCGUCAACUUUAGGACCUCAAUACCUGGUUCAGAUGGUGUUCUCGAGAAGUGGAGACCAGAAGAUUCUGACCCUUGUGGCUGGAAAGGAGUACAAUGUGACCCAAAAUCAAAGAGAGUUACAUCUUUAAGCCUCCCUUAUCACAGACUGAGUGGACCCAUUUCGCCAGAUAUCGGGAAGCUAGACCAGUUGCAGUUUCUAUUUCUUCAUGAUAAUAAUUUCUAUGGGACAAUACCUCCUACAUUGGGAAACUGUACAAAGCUGAAAUCCUUGUUUCUCCAGGGUAACUAUUUAAGCGGACCGAUUCCUGAUGAGUUGGGGAACCUUCCUGAGCUUGAGCAACUAGACCUUUCAAGCAACUCUCUCAGUGGAAUCAUUCCACCAUCCCUUGGCAAGCUGAACAAUCUUGGCACUUUCAACGUGUCGACAAAUUUCUUGGUUGGGCAAAUACCUUCGGAUGGACACCUUGCCAACUUUGGAAAUGAUUCCUUUCUUGGAAAUCGUAACUUGUGUGGCAAGCAAAUCAAUCAGAACUGUAACAAUGGAGGUCCUUCAUCUCCCGGGUCCCCGGUUUCAGCCCAAAACCAAAGUAAGAAUGGUCGACUACUUAUAAGUGCAUCUGCCACUGUGGGUGCGCUGCUAUUGGUGGCACUCAUGUGUUUCUGGGGCUGUUUCCUCUACAAGCGACUGGGAAAAAAUGACGGCAAAACUCUUGGGAAGGAUAUUUGUGCAGCAUCGAUUGUGAUGUUUCAUGGAGAUUUGCCCUACUCUUCAAAGGAUAUCAUCAAAAAGUUGGAGACACUGGAUGAACAACACAUAAUUGGUUCUGGGGGGUUUGGAACUGUUUACAAGCUUGCAAUGGAUGACGGCAAUAUAUUUGCGUUGAAGAGAAUUAUCAAGAUGAAUGAAGGCUUCGAUAGAUUCUUUGAAAGGGAGCUUGAAAUUCUUGGAAGCAUUAAGCACCGGUAUCUGGUAAAUCUUCGAGGGUAUUGCAAUUCUCCAACAUCAAAGCUGUUGAUUUAUGACUUCUUAUCCGGAGGUAGCCUAGAUGAAGUUCUGCACGAGAGAUCUGAGCAACUAGACUGGGGUGCACGGCUAACUGUGAUCAUGGGAGCUGCGAAAGGGCUGGCUUAUUUACAUCACGAUUGUUCCCCUCGAGUAAUACACCGAGACAUAAAGUCUAGCAACAUUUUGCUUGAUGGCAACUUUGAGGCUCGAGUAUCUGAUUUUGGACUGGCCAAAUUACUCGGGGAUGAGGAGUCUCACAUCACAACAAUUGUAGCCGGAACAUUUGGGUAUUUAGCUCCAGCUUGUGUGUUUUCUUCUCUCUUCUACUUUUUCUUCUUUCAAGAAUACAUGCAGAGUGGUAGGGCUACAGAAAAGACUGAUGUGUAUAGUUUUGGAGUCCUGGUUCUGGAAGUCAUAAGUGGAAAGCGGCCCACUGAUGCAUCAUAUAUUGAGAAGGGCUUCAAUAUCGUUGGCUGGCUGAAUUUUUUAGCGUCUGAGAAUCGACGAAUGGAGAUAGUUGAUCCGCUUUGUGAACGAGUACAGACUGAAAGCCUCGAUUCCCUACUUUCAGUUGCCACACAGUGUGUAUCUUCAAACCCCGACGAGAGGCCCACCAUGCACAGGGUUGUUCAGAUUCUUGAAUCUGAAGUCAUGACACCAUGUCCCAGUGACUUCUAUGAUUCGGAUUGAAGGCUCUAGCUGGAUGUGAAGAAAAUUAAUUAUUCGAGUUCGCAUCUGCAAUUUCAUGCAAGUAAAUAGAGGGGGGAUCCAAGCAUUUGAUGGGAUUUAAAGUCUGCAAAGAUUCUUUGUUGUACUCUAUUUAUCAAUUCUUUCUGCAGAUAUGUGACAAAAGAAGACCAUUUCAACUGCCCUCAUUCCUCAAGUUCAAAGUUGACAGCUAGUUAUCACAGGUUCACCGUGCUUAAUUCUAUUUUUGAUUUCAUCAUUUUGCUCCAGUGCAUUGAGCUUUUAUUAUCACCAGGGGAAUGGAAUCUGUACGAGUCGUAUGAGCAAUCAAAUCCCCGUUUCUUUCAUUUGCGUUUUGUUUGUGGCCUCUCUUGCUGUAAUUGUAUAUGUAAACAAUUGAAUUGAUUUGACGUCAACCUUUUGCUAAGUUAAUAUCCUUUUUGUAUAUUAUGCUUCACACAAUAGCUGAUACAUCGGUUGACCGAAAGUAUUUGCUUUUUUACUUA